Carassius auratus (goldfish) is the source of this 1953-nucleotide messenger RNA. RefSeq names its product tripartite motif-containing protein 16-like. Gene Ontology annotation, molecular function: zinc ion binding; protein binding. The transcript is spliced from 8 exons. Lineage: Eukaryota; Metazoa; Chordata; Actinopteri; Cypriniformes; Cyprinidae. The record is from RefSeq and is a predicted model, not a curated record. Bases 151 to 1893 code for a protein of 580 amino acids.
AAGAGCCACACCGCUGUUCUUUGGGGCGAAGCAACUAUAUUUGAGGUGUAUUUCUGUCAAGAGCAUUUAUAUUCCUGUAACGGGCCUGGACUGUGAUUCUCAGAAGCACUCUCUUAUUACGGGACUGAAGUCAAAAAUCACUGGAAAGAAAUGGCAGAAUCAGCAGCAAAUUGGUUUGUGGAUCAGUUCAGGUGUCCAGUCUGUUUGGAUGGACUGAAGGAGCCGGUGACGAUUCCCUGUGGACACAGUUACUGUAUGAGCUGCAUUACUGACUGCUGGGGCCAGAAGGAGCAGGGGCCGCCGUACUAUUGUCCCCAAUGCAGAGAGAGCUUCAGUCAGAGACCUCUACUGAAGAAGAACACUCUGAUAGCGGAGAUGAUGGAGACGCUGCAGAAGACGUCUCUACAAACGGCUGCUGUGGAGUGUGAUGUUUGCACUACAGAGAAGAGCAGAGCUGUUAAGUCCUGUCUGCAGUGCUUGGCCUCCUUCUGUCAAACUCACCUGCAGCCUCACUAUCAAUCUCCUGCGUUUAUGAAGCACAAACUAGUCGAAGCCUCUAGAAACAUUCAGGAGAACAUCUGCCUCAGUCAUGGGAAACUUCUGGAGAUCUACUGUCAGGACGACCAUCAGUCAAUUUGUUGUUUGUGUACUGAUGAUCAUAAAGGACACAGUCUGGUGUCUCUGGAUUCAAAUUGGACUAGGAAAAAGGAAGAGUUAAACGAGACAAAGGUGUCGUGUCAAAAGCUCAUCCAGGAGCGAGAGAGAGGUCAGCGGGAACUCAGUGAAUCUCUGAAGCUUCUCACAAGUUCAGUGCUAGAGACCAUGGAGGACUUUGAGAAGGUCUUCACUGAACUCAUCUGCUCUCUUGAGAAGAAACGCUCUGAGAUUAAAGAGCAGAUCAGAGCUCAGGAGAAGACUGAGAUAGAUCGAGCAGAGGAACUUCACAGACAUCUGGAUCAAGAGCUGACAGAACUCAGAAAAAGACAAGCUGAGAUUGAAAAACUUCUGAUUACUGAGGAUCAGGUCAAUUUUCUGAAGAGCUGUCAGUCCGUGUGUCCUUUGCCAUCAUUUGAAAACGUUCCCAUGACUCAACACACACUUUUUAAAGACAUUUCAAGCUCAAUGUUUAAGGAGGUUUUGGAGGACGUCUUUCAACAACAAACAGCCAGAAUAUCCAGAGAAGUGUCGAAUGUCUAUGUUACAAACCCUCCAGAACCAAAGACCAAAAAUGAUUUUUUGCAGUAUAUCUGUGAUAUUAACUUGGAUCUAAACACUGCACACAAUAGCCUAAAACUAUCAGAUGACAACAGGAAAAUAUUAUCUUCAGAUACAGCUCAGCAAUAUCCUGAUCAACCGGAGCGGUUUAAUGAGCGUCCCUAUAUCUUGUCUAGAGACGGUUUGUCCGGUCGUUUCUACUGGGAGGUGGAGUGCAGUGGGGAUGAAUGGGCUGUAGGAGCUUGUUACAGUGGAAUAAGACGUAAAGGAAGCACUGAUGACUGUGCACUGGGCUUCAACAAAAUGUCAUGGAGACUGGGUUAUUAUCUGAAGAUUUUCAGUUUCAUUCAUGCUCAAAAGAAAAUCCUAAUCCCUGUGUCCUCUAGAGUAGGAGUGUAUCUGGAUCAUAAAGCAGGAUCUCUGUCCUUCUACAGAGUAUCUGACACAAUGACUCUCCUUCACAGAGUCCAGACCACUUUCACUGAACCCUUAUACCCUGCGUUUAAGGUUGGAAACCGUUCAUCUGUCAGGAUCAUAGAGCUGAAAAAAGACCAAGUAUCCACCUUAUUUUGCAGCGCGAACGAAAGUCUUUAUGAACGUGUCAGAAUUCCUCUUUAUUCAACUAAAUUGGAAAUUGAAACUAACGGAAGUGACGUGACAUACAGUCAAGUACAGUGAUCCAUACUCUCGUGCUCUGCAUUUAACCCCAUCAAAGUGUGCGCAGACACACAAACACAC